Truncatella angustata is the source of this 1292-nucleotide messenger RNA. RefSeq lists its product as uncharacterized. NCBI's taxonomy places the organism in Eukaryota, Fungi, Ascomycota, Sordariomycetes, Amphisphaeriales, Sporocadaceae. The record is from RefSeq and is a predicted model, not a curated record. Bases 107 to 877 code for a protein of 256 amino acids. The transcript has a single exon.
AGUACUACUAACACUUCCUUUACGUCACUUUGACGGUCCUUUUGGGAAUCGAAACUGCAAUGCGACAUAACGUGACUGUUAGCUAUCGUCUGCUAGUUGAGCAAGCAUGAUAGCAAAUAACCAACAUAAGACUUACGACCUGUUUCGCGACUGCCUAUCAACUGUGUUGAUUGAGAAGGUCACCAAAUCUGAACCAAGAUCCAGGCGGAGAGCCAAGUCUAAGAAUGCUCCGGACAAUACCAGGCCUGCCGAGGACCAAGAUAAUGGUCUUAAAGAUGCAGAAGAACUCGCCGAAUUCAUCGAAUACAUCGCAUCAGAAACUUUUGAGUGUCUACCAGACGAACUAAAGACGCUUGACUAUUACAUUUACGCGAAGGAUGAAGACCUACAGACGCGUUACGCUCUGCCGAUAACGGGCGAUGAUGUGGCGUCUAUCGUGCCAUCUCUGGAUCCGUCCAUUUCCGAGUCUCUAAUCACGUACGGCAUCACCGACGAGAGAAGACAAGGUUCAAACGAAUUUCUAGCGCCCGUCCUGACAUCGUUUAUGGCCUCGAUAUCAACAGCACCUCCACCGCCCAGCAGUACACGCAGCAAGGUGGCUGCGUGCGAGCUGUGCGACCGCGACUGGAUUCCGUUGACAUACCACCAUCUGAUCCCACGUUUCGUGCACGCCAAAGCGAUCAAGCGAGGUUGGCACCGCGAAGAAAACUUGCAGCGUGUUGCAUGGCUAUGCCGUGCAUGUCAUAGCUUUGUGCACCAAUUCGCAAGUCAUGAGGACCUCGCGAGAUACUACUACACGGUCGAUUUACUACUUGAUCAGAACGAGAUUGUGCAGUUCGCCAAGUGGAUUUCGAGAUUGAGGUGGAAGGGACGGUAGCCCUUUGAUUGAAGGUCUCAGUUCGGCUUCAGUUGUUGUGCCGCAAAUUUUGGAACAGUAGCAGUAUUAUUUUUGUACGAAUUACAAACUAUAGAACGAUUUCAGUGGAGUCGGGUAAUUAAACAUGGCUGAUUAAAGCUUCCGUCGAGACCAGCUGAAUGCCGAAUGUCAAUUUCGUUGCAAAAGUUAAAUCGUCGUUCUAGUUACCACCGACAGCAUACUCAUCGCUCGAGUGGUGGACUACAUUGCAUGACAUCCGUACCGAACCGCUACUUUCCUAUAGGUAUUGGGAACCUUGAAGAAGCCGCAGAAAGUUGGUGUGUCAAGUUAGAACAGUCAAGUUGCUCGCUUUCGUUUCCAAAAGGCGGCAACAUUAAGGUGAGCUAUAUCGGUACUGGCUUGGUAAUAUUCACUC